Rotaria socialis is the source of this 2166-nucleotide messenger RNA. Lineage: Eukaryota; Metazoa; Rotifera; Eurotatoria; Philodinida; Philodinidae. The record is from the annotation of a GenBank genome assembly.
AUGGCAGAAGAUCAAUUAGCAUAUAUUGAUAAAAUGACAAAUGUUGAAUUACGUGCUGAACUAAAACGGCGUGGUUGUUCGACUUCAGGAAUUAAAAAAGAUCUUAUAGCUAAAUUGUAUGCUGCUAUACAUAAGGAAACUGAAAAUUCAUCAUUAAAUAACUCAGUUGAACUUCCACAGAUUGAAACACCUAUUGAUGAUCAAGCUACUCUUCAAUAUUCAUCUUCUGCGUCAACAAUAGCUAGUCCACAAAAAUUACCCAUAUCGUCAUCUGUUGAACAUCACCAAUUAUCACCAAUGAAUGUUGCUAACGUGAAUGAUACUUCGAUUGUUUCUUCAACACCGGAGAGACAAACACGAGCACGUAACAAAAAGUCUUCCAUCAAUUGCUCAUCAAAUGAAAAUUUAAAUACAACAUCGAAGCAACAAUUGAUCAACAGUGAACAAAACGUUUUGGAUCUGUCAAUCAAUGGAAACAACGUAGAGGUCAAAUCGUCUGUGAGUAAGAGUAUUGAGGAAGAGAAGAAAGAUAUAGAAAAAAUAGUAGGAGAAGGAGGAGCAGGAGAGUCACAUGCACCAUCUGUUGGCAGUAAUAGUGCCAAGUUAGAGUCUAUUCUUAAAGAAAACCCGUUGCCCGACGAACAACAGCGUUUAAAUGAGACGAAGUCAGAACAACAACAAGAUAACCAAUCAGUAACAAUUGCUAAAGAACCAAAGCCGGUCACACAUGUAGCCAAUGAUGAUAUGAAAAAUCAGAAUGAAGUGAUUGAUCGGCCAUCGCAUGCGGAUUUAUCUACUGAUUUUAUAAAAGCAGCUACAAUCGAACGAUCAGAGAUUAUAAAGGAAGACGAACCAACACCGGUUAAUAGUCCAAUCGUAAAAACAGCUGCACAACAAUCACAACUUAAAACGAAUUGUUCUCAACUAUCACCAACAAUGAAAGGUCUUAAUCGAUCAACAAAUAAUAAAAUAAAUUUAUCAUCUGAAAUUCUUAAAACAUUGAUUCCUGACAUAAGUUUGUUACCAGAAUCUGUUGUUAAUGAUGACUUUGAUUCUUCAAUAAAUGAGCAAACUGAUGACGAUAAUCCUAAUAAUGGACAAGCAACGAAUGAACCGGUAUUUGAUAAAAAUAUUAGUACUGAUUUUCAUCAUUCUGAUUCGAUGACUAUUGGAGACUUGGCUGAUCAAAAACUUCAUACUAAUCGAACUGUUGUUAUGAAUGUUAAUAUGAUUAAACCAUCAUCAUUAAACGAUGAUAUUAAUAUGAGAAAAAAAACAAAUUCAAUAUCAACAUAUGCUCCUGCAUCAUUUGAAUCGAAGGUAUCAAUGGAUGGAAAAACAAAUACUAUAAUGACAGAUGAACCAGUACGAAUAAAAAAUACGACUGCAGUAAAUCAACCAUUAAGUCAAAUAUUGUAUAUUCGUGGUCUAACUCGUCCAUUUAGUCUUCUUCAAUUAAAAGAACUCCUUCGUCGUUAUGGUACAUUGGUAGAGGGAGAAUUUUGGCUUGAUAAAAUAAAAAGUCAAUGUUUAGUCACUUAUGAUACAUUGGAAGAAGCACAAAAUGCUCGUGAAGCAUUGGACGGAUGUCGAUGGCCAUCAACUAAUCCAAAAGCAUUAUCUAUUCGAUUUGCACAGCAAACUGAAUUGGAAUUCAGUAAAACUCAUGAUUUACCACCGGAUCAAAUGUCUAUUGAUUCAGUCGAUCGUAUUAUUCAAGACAAAUCAAAUACGAUAUCCUCACGUCGAUCUGCUAGUCCAAGUGAUGAAAAGAAAUCGCACGUGAAGAAAAAUAGUUCAGAUGUACAAGAAUGGGAUGUGCCAAAAUUAGAGAAAAAGUCAUACCAUGGAUUUUUGAUAACUGAAGAAAACGAGCCAGUGAAGCCCACUGAAUCACCAACGAAAGGACUCGAUGAUUAUUUUCGUAAAACAAAAACAAAACCAUCAAUCUAUUGGUUACCUUUGACAGAAGAACAAAUUACUGAAAGAAAUCGUGAACUAGCUCAACGUAAUUCUGAACGUGAUGAAGAACGACGAAAACGAGAACUUGACGAAAAUGCACAUACAUCGAAUUCGAAAUCAAAUCAUCGAUCGUUAUCAUCAACAUCAAAAGAGAAGCGGAAACAUAGUUCAUCACCAUCAAAUCAAUAUUCUAAACGACGUUAA